GGCAGAGCAGAGCGUUAUACUCAGGCCAGACUCGGCAUGAAGUCCAGGAAGAGGUCGGACUCGGCCCGGCGCAGGGCGCUGAGCACCAUGGAGACGGCCCUGAGGAAGAGGCCGUGGAAGACUCCCGGACUGUGGAACACGCGGGUCCACCACAGCAACCUGCAUGUGGCAAGCUUUGCUCUGCUCACUGUUGGCUUGAUCAUGUGCACCGCAGCCAUGGGCUUCGCCGAGUGGCGGAUAUGGCACAUGAGCAGUCCCCAAGGCCUGGCCCUCGUGGGCAUAUGGAAAGUCUGCAUCUACCAAGUGCCGCGCACCCGCGUCGCAUCUUUCUGCCACAGCUAUCCGUUCUUCGACAGUUACCUCCCUCCUUCACUUCAGAGAGUCCAGUACCUCCUGCUCCUCGGCGUUAUUCUGGGGUACCUGGGAAAGGUCGCCCUCAUCAUGGCUCUCCGGAAUGUGUUCAUGGCGAAGACGUCCAAGACGAAGGAUUAUUUUCUGAUGUCCGGGUUUCUGUGCACCGUUGCGAGCAUCUGUGUUGUCCUGACUGUCAUCUACACGUACCAAGCCGUAAGCAACGAGCAGGGCAUUGACUUCCCACCGUCGUUUUCAAUGCCCUCCAGGCCCGACUCACAGGAACUCGGCACUGCGCCUUUGGUAGCAUCCCUGGGAGCCACCAUUAUGUUCCUGAGUGGUUUAUUUUCCCUUUUCCAGAAACUCCCCUGAGGGAAUCACUUGCAGCCUUUCCCCAGAGAACUGUGAAAUGACUGGUGGCACUGUAAGGUGCCUGGACCUUCUGGGGAGGGUGACCACGAUGAUCUACCACACUGGCCAGAGCAUGAGACCACCCCUGGGAGUGCUGAGUAGGGAGCAGCUGGCCGUUUCCUCCCGUGGUACUUCUCUGGUGGGUGGGACCAAGAAAGUUCAUUAAAAAAAAAUUAGUCCAGCGGUCUGUGGGUCUUACUGGAUCUGGAGUUUUAAUUAUUGGUGGAUGGGGUUUGCAGAGAUAGUCCAAGAAUUAAGGUGUUUGUCGUACCUGUG
Messenger RNA from Sorex araneus (European shrew), 1038 nucleotides. Its product is annotated as claudin-34-like. Bases 37 to 723 code for a protein of 228 amino acids. Lineage: Eukaryota; Metazoa; Chordata; Mammalia; Eulipotyphla; Soricidae. Gene Ontology annotation, cellular component: plasma membrane; bicellular tight junction. The record is from RefSeq and is a predicted model, not a curated record. The transcript is spliced from 2 exons. Gene Ontology annotation, biological process: cell adhesion; bicellular tight junction assembly. Gene Ontology annotation, molecular function: structural molecule activity.